GCUGUUCAAGCCGUCCACCUUUGGUAUUAAAGAUUCGAAGGUAAAACAGUUCCUUCCAUCCCACAAACAAAAUUGAUGGAGUCGGCCAAAGAAAACCAGCAGCGAGAAGCCCACGUUCUCAUCUUCCCCUUCCCCAUCCAAGGCCACAUAAACACCAUGCUCCGCUUAGCCGACGCUCUCUCCUUCGCCGGCAGCUUCCGCAUCAGCUUUCUCAACACCGUCCACAACCACCGCCUCCUCCGCAUCUUCUCCCCUUCAAAAUAUUCUCGCUUCUCCCUCCGCCCCAAUUUCCGCUUCAUUUCAAUUCCCGACGGCCUCCCUGAUGACAACCCUCGCUCAGUGCACCAAUUACGUGAGCUCGGGCAUUCUCUCAGAACCCGCUCUUUGGAUUCCUUCCGCGCACUGCUGCUCGCCGGUGGAAGCCAAGACCCCAACGGUUGGCCUCCGGUGAGCUGCUUAAUCGUGGAUGGAUUGAUGCCCUUAGCCAUGGACGCCGCUCUGGCCUUGGGCGUCCCACCAAUUGUGUUCCGAACAAUCAGUGCAUCUAGCCUUUGGGUUUAUCUCCGCUUCCCUCACAUGAUAGAGGCCGGCGAGCUCCCUUUUCCAGCCGACGGAGACCUUGAUGAACCCAUAAAAAGCGUGCCUGCCAUGGAAAGCUUUCUCCGGCGUCGAGACCUCCCUACAAUGUGUAGAAAAGCAACAAAAGCUGAAGACGAAGAGCUUCGAUUUUUCGCUGAAGUCUCCGCCAGCGCCAUCAGGUCGAAAGGACUAAUCCUCAACACUUCAAACUUGCUCGAAGCUCCGGUGCUCUCUCAAAUGCGCUCA
Molecule: messenger RNA, 825 nt
Organism: Phalaenopsis equestris
Lineage: Eukaryota; Viridiplantae; Streptophyta; Magnoliopsida; Asparagales; Orchidaceae
Product: 7-deoxyloganetic acid glucosyltransferase-like
Exons: 2
Source: RefSeq, a predicted model, not a curated record